Molecule: messenger RNA, 1557 nt
Organism: Letharia columbiana
Lineage: Eukaryota; Fungi; Ascomycota; Lecanoromycetes; Lecanorales; Parmeliaceae
Exons: 4
Coding region: 1-1557 (518 amino acids)
Biological process (GO): transmembrane transport
Cellular component (GO): fungal-type vacuole membrane; plasma membrane
Molecular function (GO): transmembrane transporter activity
Source: RefSeq, a predicted model, not a curated record
AUGGACGACAAAAACGACUAUCACGUGGGCAGCUACUCCCCGAAUGGCACAGAUGCAGAGAAAGGACCUCCGAUCUAUACUUCCGAGGCUCCUGCCGUACCCACAGAGAUCUUCCUCACUGGCGAUUCGGCGUACGCCAAGAUCCAGCGAGCAGUCUUCCAAUUCGGUGUUGAGCCGCGAGGAAUUGAAAGAGUACCGGAAGAUGAGAGGACGGAUACGAAUUUGAUGAAGGUUGGGACAAUGUGGUUCUCUGCGAAUAUGGUGGUCUCAUCCUUUGCUAUUGGCGCAUUGGCUAUUCCAGUCUUUAGUCUUGGUUUCGUGGACUCCCUCCUCACCAUCUUCUUCAUCAAUUGUCUCGCCAUUACUCCCGUUGCCUUUUUCUCCACAUUUGGCCCCCGCUUUGGUCUGCGCCAGAUGGUGCUCUCUCGCUACUUCUUCGGUUUUCACGGCGUCAAAGUUAUUGCAUGCUUCAACGUCCUCGCCUGUGUGGGCUGGUCCGCCGUGAAUGUCAUAGUCGGCGCCCAGUUAAUCAACGCCGUCAACACCAACGUCCCUGGCUACGCUGGCAUCAUCAUAAUCGCGGCGGCGACGUGGAUUGUCACCGUCUUCGGCUACAAAGUUGUGCAUGUCUACGAGUUCUGGUCGUGGAUCCCUAGUCUGAUCAUCUUCCUCAUCGUACUCGGCGAGUUCGCGCACAGUGGGAAAUUCAGAAAUCUGCCAAUGAACAGCGGUAGCACGGAAGCGGGUUCGGUUCUAUCAUUUGCGGCAUCUGUAUUCGGCUUCGGAACCGGCUGGACGAGUUAUGCAGCCGAUUACACCGUGUAUCAACCCGUAUCAGUCUCACGAGUCAAAACUUUCGCCUGGACAUGGGGCGGUCUCAUCUUGCCCCUCUGUUUCACCGAAAUGCUUGGUCUAGCUGUUGCAACAGCGACCCUCGACCCAGUCGACACCAGCUACGCAGACGGCUACAAUCAAUCCGGCAUCGGCGGACUCCUGGCAGCCGUGCUUUUCCCACCCCUUGGCCGCUUCGGCCAAUUUUGUCUUGUCAUCUUAGCUCUCAGCAUUAUCGCGAACAAUUGCCCCAAUAUCUACAGCGUGACCUUCAGUCUGCAACUGCUGGGUCGCUGGACGCAGGCCGUACCGCGUUUUAUCUGGACAUUCGUCGGCACCCUCGUAUACUGCGCUAUCGCUAUCCCAGGCUACAGCCACUUCGCGCAGGUUCUUGAGGACUUCAUGCUGUUGAUCGGCUACUGGCUGGCAAUCUACGAAGGCAUCUCCCUAACCGAGCACUUCAUCUUCAAGCAGCGCAAAUACGAUAUCACCAUAUGGAACAAUCCGGGCCUGCUCCCGCCCGGUAUCGCCGCGGUGUUCGCUUUCUGCUUCGGAAUCUUCGGCGCCGUGAUGGGUAUGUCGCAGGCGUGGUUCAUCGGUCCCAUAGGCAAGAGGAUCGGGGACCCGAAGUAUGGGGGUGAUGUGGGCUUCGAGCUGGCCUUUGCGUUUAGCGCCGUCAGUUUUGCGGUGUUUAGGAGUUUGGAAAAGAAGCAGUUCGGGCGGUAG